CACAACCGCUGAAGACGCUGCCAUCUGUUUAUCAGGUGUAAACAAUUUCCAGCGUGUAUGAUGUAAAGCAAUUAUCAGAAGAUAUAAAUUUCGAAAAAUAAAGGAAAUGGCAUAUAAACACGUGGUCAAUUUUCGUGAGAAGUUUGUUUAUCCCAUAAAAGAGACAGUUAAUUGGUAUCCAGGACAUAUGAGUACAGGAAUACGAAAAAUGCAACAGAAAUUGAAGAGUGUUGACUGUAUUCUUGAAGUGCAUGAUGCUAGAAUUCCUUUCAGUGGAAGAAAUUACAAUUUUCAUAAUUUAUUGACAGCAAUAAAGCCUCAUAUUAUGAUAUUAAACAAAAUGGAUCUUUCAGAAUUAUCUUAUAAAUCACAGAUUUUGGAGAAAUUUAAAACUGAAAAUAUAAACAAUGUUAUUUUUACUAAUUGUAAAAAUCAGAAUGAUGAAGGAAUUAAGAGAGUAAGUUUUUCUUUAUUUUUAUUAAACAUAAAGAUUUUUAUAUGUUUUAAAAGUAAUUAUACAAUAAUGAUUAUUGGAAUUCCAAAUGUUGGUAAAUCUUCAGUAAUAAAUGCUCUCAGAAACAGAUAUUUACAUAAAGACAAAGCAACAGCUGUUGGAUCCAUGCCUGGAAUCACACGUUCAGUCUUGGAGAAGAUAAAAAUAUGUGAACGAAGUUUGUCAGAGAAUGGUGAUCAAUACUUCAAGUUUCAUAUACAUACUCAUACAAUUAAAGAAGGAUUAAUUGAUACUGACAUUCUAGCCGAUUAUUUAUUAUUUAUUUUAAAUAAGCACAGAAACUUUAGUUAUAUGCAUUAUCUAGGAUUGGAAGAACCUUGUGACGAUAUCAGAAUAGUUUUACUGAAAACUGCCAUCAAUUUGAAAGCAACUUUUAUUUUCAAAACAUCUGAUGGCCAAAAGAUACUUAAACCAAAUCUUAAAGCAGCAGCAGAUUAUUUUCUUAAAGGAUUUAGAAAAGGAGAAUUUGGUAGAAUGUUACUAGAUGAAGAUAUGUUAUGAUCUUUGUAAAUAUUCUUUAAUUAAAAAUAUAUUUUAAGCUA
Messenger RNA from Centruroides sculpturatus (bark scorpion), 1056 nucleotides. Its product is annotated as mitochondrial GTPase 1-like. The transcript is spliced from 10 exons. Gene Ontology annotation, cellular component: mitochondrion. The record is from RefSeq and is a predicted model, not a curated record. The coding region runs from base 107 to 1015 and encodes 302 amino acids. Lineage: Eukaryota; Metazoa; Arthropoda; Arachnida; Scorpiones; Buthidae. Gene Ontology annotation, molecular function: GTP binding; GTPase activity.